Molecule: messenger RNA, 1406 nt
Organism: Mycena citricolor
Lineage: Eukaryota; Fungi; Basidiomycota; Agaricomycetes; Agaricales; Mycenaceae
Source: the annotation of a GenBank genome assembly
CAAGGCCACAACGCUUUCCAGAAAAUUUACGACACAGAUACCGAUUCUAUUCCCGAUCUCCGGAAGGAAAUCAGCAGGGACAUUUCAACGACGUCACGCUUUGCGAACACAAUGAUGCCACCGACCUGCAAAGCCCGCGACAAUCUAGAACGAUUCAUCGAUUACAGACGCGACAUCACGAGCGCCACCUUGACGUCCGAGGAGAGCCGCUAGUUCAAUUUUGUUGCAUCAUUAUGUCCAUGUGAUAAGCCUGGAUGAUAACAACUUUUAUGGAUCUUCUGGGAAAUACCAGCAACCGCCGACGAAUUGGGACGAGUCUCGAUCGCGAGAUGCAUUGAUAUUCGUCUGACAGUCUCGCCACUCUCCACGUGAGUGCAUGUCUAGAAAGAAACUCACUAAAGGAGACUGGGAUGCGAAAUGAGCUUCGAAUCUGAAACGGGCAGUUGUCGCUCUCUCCUUGAAAGCUUCUGGAACCACCGGCAGUGGACACCUGUGUAAUUACCAGUUUCUCAGGCCCAUCGCAAAGCAUAAAUUCUCGCUCCCGCGGCGAGGGUUUCCAAGUCACCCCUAAAAAUGCCUGCACCCACUUGCACCGGCCCCCUUCAGGAUUUCACACAUGUCCAACAAAUCGUUUCCGUCUUGGGAGGGAGCAUCGACGCUUGCCUGCUCGGCGAAGAUAUGCAGCCUCUGCGACACGGACAGGUGAUUGUUUGCGAGAACCAGAUUUCAGCCACCUUCGAGCUGCCGCCCGAGACCAUAUUCUGCGUCAGUUGGCGCUCUCACAACGCCAUCACCGCUCUAGCCGCUCUCGUUCAUCCAAGCUUUGAUGGAACUCACGUCCAAGAUUAUUGCUGCACGGCGGUAUUGCCCAUGGACGCCCAUUCCCCGGAAACCCAACACCAAAAUUCUUCGGAUGCCCAGAUGUCCGGCGCCGCCAUAGAUGGAUGGUUUACUGGUCCCCAGGCUCUCCAAAUCGGGUUUGUCCAGCUCGAGUUCCGAAAGGCAGUCCGCACAGUUGCAGCGGACGGGUUCUACGACUACGACUACGACACGAGCCCCGAAGCUGCGCAAUGCCUGCCUCUCAUCUUCCGGUUCAACCUCAUUGGCACGGAUCCUCCUCCUUCACUCGGCGCGGGGCUAAACCCGCCGCGCUCAGCGCCACCGUCAUACGAUCAGGUCAUCGCGCAGUCCCGGAUUAUCGCCGAAAUUCUGACGGCAAUGUUGAGAAACGGGUGUCGCAUCGAUCCGGCGUUUCUCGCUGCAUUUCUCAAGUUAGCAAUCCCGAGUGUUCUCGGUCGGUGGGCUGACCUCACCCCGCAGCAAUCUCAAGAUGUAUGAAAGGGAAAUACAAUGCUGAAACGCAUGCGAUGUAUAUAUAUCUAUAUUGUACUCGGAUUCACUUGCCU